Messenger RNA from Klebsormidium nitens, 2543 nucleotides. NCBI's taxonomy places the organism in Eukaryota, Viridiplantae, Streptophyta, Klebsormidiophyceae, Klebsormidiales, Klebsormidiaceae. The record is from the annotation of a GenBank genome assembly.
GAUGCAUCAUUCCGGAGCUGAUCGCACCUGCUUACGAGCUUGAAGCCUGGUGUGCCUGCUCUUAAGCGGAAAAUAGCCAACCAAGCAGCCAGAUGCAAGUUCACUUUAAAAGCGCUUCAAACAGUUGUCUGAGCUAGCUGGUGGGGGCUCUUGUUGUGUCCGACUAGGGUCGACGGUGACGCGUUCACCAACUUCAGUGUAGGCGCCAACUUGAGCAGCUCUGCGCCAGCUAGCCCAACCGGUUUCUCUUGAGUACUACAUUUCGCUGGCCGCCAGUCAUGAUAACAUCGCCCAUGUCAGUCCUGAUGGUCUUCAGCAGGCGACAUGACGUACAGGAAAGAACAGGUGAGAAACUUUCAAGGGCGGGUACUUCAGCAGGGGAGAAAUUGCCGCCAGUGGCGCUGCGCUUGAAGAAGAAGUGGGGAGGAAGAAAGGAACUCGGUAUGGAGGAGAAAAUGGAGCGGGCACGGGCCAUGCGAGCGCACCAGCUGGCGGAGCGGCAGGCGGCAGCAGGGAGCGUGAAUGAGAAAGUGCUCAGGGCCCUCAGCACCCGGAAGAUGCGCAUCUCCUCGACCGCCUUCUCCCACGUGGAGAAGAUGACGUCAGCAGAGUCACGCCGUGAGCGGUCCCGCCUCGCAACCAUCGCUCAGGGGGCCAAGUUCGGAACCCACGCGGUUUCCAGUGCUCGCAAAGCGUGCCAGGUGGCACUACUGAAGAAGCGAGAGCGGAGCAAGCAGCGACAGCAAGACGCACUGUUUGCCCGUCACAAGCAUCUUGAGGAAAAAGGUCAGGGCCUGAGGCUGCGCCGCGCCGAGAGCCGCCAGCGCUUCCUGGAACGCCUAGGCUCGAAGCGCGCCAGACUCCAACAGCAACUAGAGCGAGCCACCGAACGCCGCGCAGCCGCCUUGGCAAAGCGUACACGUCACGCUCACGUCAGUGCCAAGCGCGCCCAGGAGGCCCUGUCACGGCUCCAGAGCAAGGCGAAAGCCCUGGCCGCCCGCGUCAAUCGCGCCCAAAACAGGGCCUCGCUAAAGAGAUCGACAACCGUCGCAGCGCGGCGGCUCGUGGGCGCUGCAAAACGGGCGGCAUUGUGGGGCCGUUGGAUGAAGAAGGUGGGGGAUCUGACAGCCAGGAUUGCCCGGGAUGCGCAGGUGCAUGGACCAAGGAGGGAGGAGCGGAUUGCUGAGAGGAGGGAGCAGGGGAGAACUAUGGGGACCGUUCGAGUCGCAGAGGCUGUGGCGAGAAAGUGCACCAGAGCGAUCCUCAGCCAAGCCCUCUCCGCUCACGCCCAAACCCUCGCCGCCUCCCGUCGCCUCUCCCUGACGUCAUCUCGCGUCAGCACCGCCCGCCAGCUGGGUUCCGUCCGCUGUCAGCACGUCGCGGACCGUAAUUCCGCCGCGAAGAAGGCGGCUUUCGAGCGGUUCGUCGGCAAGCUCGUCGACGCCUCUGCGAGGAGGCUCGCGCACAAAAGGACGGCGUGCGCGCGCGCGGCCGCGAUGGGGUCGGGGGCCGUGAUCCAGGGACGCGAACGGCUGGCAGUGAAGCUGCAAAAGAUAUGGGUUAAUUUGGAGUCCCGCCUUGAGGCGGCCACCGAGAGGCGCGAAGCAACCAUCGCACGCGUCCAAGCGCGCGCCCAAACCUCCAGAGCGCGCCUGGCGCACGCCAACACACAGCGCGCACGCGCCCAGAAGGCCGCGGCGUUCCGCCUCGAGACGAAGCUGGAGAACGCGCGCGCCAGGAGGUCCGAGACUCUUGCGCGCGCGGCCGCGCGCGCAAAGCGAAGCGAGCGCCGACGCGCGUGGGCUCGAGGGUUUGGGGUACUGAAAAGUGCCGCGAUCAGGCGAGGACUCGAGAAGAGAAAGAGACGGGCAGAAGAGAGACGGGCGGUAUUUCUGGCGACCAGACCUGGGAACGUUGCCCGUUCGGGACGCCGCUUGGAGGGGUCGGUGGAAGGGCGAGUCGCAGAGCUGGACCAGCGCUUGAUGUGGGCUGCAAUGAACCGCGCCAGACACGUGGCUAGCGUCAAGGAGGCCGCCAGACGGACUGCCAGACCCCGGGUUAGCUCCAAACCCGUCAUGCAAACCCAGAUUCCCGGAAAUUGGGAAGCGAAGCGAGAGCGCGCGCUCAGGCGCUGCGCGACGCGCGUGCGCAGAAAGCGCGCGCAAUGCUUGAGAAGGGACGCCUUCUUCCGUGCUCGCCGCCUCUCAGCCGACCACAGGGAAGCCGCGGCCACGGCCGCGGCGCAGCAGCUCCAAGCGUGGCGCGCCGCUGGCAAGGCACGUGCCUCGCAGGAAAACGCCGCCAAACGGCGCCACGUGUCGCUCGAGGCGACGCGGAGCAAGGCCGGGAAGUCGGUGGCGCGACACCUGGACGUGGUCAACCAGCAGAGGGUUAGGUUAGCCGAGGUGAAGAACGGGAUCUUGGAGAGGCAGGAGAAGAGGGUUAGCGAGGGGGGUAAGAGACGUGAGGAGCUGUUGGUGGCUAGGCGCGCGAGGGCGCAAGAGAGCGCGGCCUUUUCGUUGCGCGCGGUUACAGCCCAUUAA